AAUUGCCACUAAUUUUAAAUCAAAUGCCCUUAAUUACAUCAACUCGCGUCAGAUUGUGUCAGUGACCAUGUGAUCGACAGAAGCCUCUCAGAGGUUGUUGGAGUAUGGCUGAGCAAGGGGGCACCGCAAACAGAGGGGUUGUUCAGAGAAUGGUGUCUGUUGUUGGUGUACACAGCCUGGCCAGCAGCCUGUGGAGAUACGUGGACACUACAAUAAGUCCUGUGAUAGACUGUUACCUGUCCAGGUGUCCCCUGCCUUCACCCUCAGCCAGCUGGGAUAGACUGCAGCCCCCCAUGACCCUGAUGAGGAUGAAGCGGUGGUGCUGGAUCCCCAACUGGUUGCCAUCAUGGUGUCCCACGUCUAUGAACCAGCUGCAGACUGCAGAGGACAGCAUGCUGCGAUGUGUCAGCAGUGCUUUUACCAAACAGUUCAUCCCCAUCUCCAGUGGCAAUCUGCUUUGGACCCUUACCUUUUGCAGUGAGGGUGUUAAAAGUAAAACUCCCAUGGUUCUACUGCAUGGAUUUGGAGGUGGUGUUGGUCUUUGGGCUCAGAACCUGGAUGCUCUCUCCCAGCGUCGACCCGUCUUCGCUCUAGACCUGCUGGGCUUCGGUCAGAGCACCAGACCUCUGUUCUACACAGAGGCCCAGGGAGCAGAGGAUCAGUUUGUGGAGUCUAUUGAGCAGUGGAGGACUAAAAUGGGUCUGGAGUCCAUGAUACUGCUUGGCCACAACUUGGGAGGAUACCUGGCUGUGGCAUAUUCUAUUCGAUAUCCAGGCAGAGUGAAGCACAUCAUCCUGGUGGAACCCUGGGGUUUCCCUGAGCGUCCGGUCUCAGUAGAGCCUGACCGCCCCAUCCCUGUGUGGAUCAAAGCCCUUGGUGCUAUUUUCAGGCCCUUCAACCCCUUGGCUGGUCUACGGCUGGUAGGACCACUGGGUCCCACUCUGGUCCAGACCUUGAGACCCGACUUCAAGAAGAAGUUUUCCUCCAUGUUCAGUGAUGACACCGUGCCACAGUACAUCUACCACCUCAACGUGCAAACCCCCAGUGGAGAAACGGCUUUUAAGAACAUGACUGGUCCCUAUGGCUGGGCAAAGAGGCCAAUGCUGCAUAGGAUAGACCGGCUGCAUCCUGACAUCCCCAUCACCAUCAUCUACGGCUCCCGCUCCAGCAUAGACAGCAACUCAGGCAGCAGCAUCAAAGACAUGAGACCACACUCUCAUGUGGAGAUCAUAACAAUCCGUGGAGCUGGACACUACGUGUACGCUGACCAGGCUGACGACUUCAACCAUAGAGUUUUACAAGUGUGUGAUAAAGUUGACUGAUUGCAGAGAUGAACUUUGUUGUUGAACUUUGGAGACAAAGGGGAGCAUGAAUAACAGAGAUCACAGAAUCAGCUGGUGUGGAACCUCAGGAGUGUUUGUACAUAAAAAUAUUCUCAAAUGAGCAGUGAUCUGAGUUUAACUUAUACAUCACUGAAGUGUGACGGAUACAGGCUCUGUGUUAACGUAAUUGACCAAGUCCUCUAUUUAAUGCUCUUUAUCAGAAUCUUUAAAUAAUGCCCAUGGGAAUGUGCCACGUGCCUCUUUUGCAUUCCACUGUGAAACACCAAGAUAAUCAGUGUGAUAGCUUCUUGGUCAGUUAAGUGAAGAAUUAGUUACACAGUAUCCACAGAACUGCCUCACUCAAAUGCAGUGAAGAAGAUCAGAUAUUCUGCUGAACACAACCACAAAGCCUUAAUGUUCAGUGAACGUACAUUAUUUUUAUUUUAUAGCUGGUGUGGUCAUCUGAUCCAAACAUGCACAAAAAAGCUUCUAAAACAGUUUUUUUAAUAAUGUAAAUCUCUUUCAAAUAUAAACGCAUAUCAUAGUUUUGUACAUUUUGGUAAAAUAAACACAGUUACAUUUAAUGUGUAGGAGACUAAUUUUAUAAUGCCAUAAAAAAUAAAUAAUUUAGUUACAUAUCAGACUGAAACACUAUCGGUGUUCUAAAAGCAGUCACAGUGGCAUGAAUUCAAUGUUUCCUGUUCUGUGCUGUGGUUUGCGGUUUAUCCAUAUGAUUCCAUAGGAAGUAACCUCUUCAGAUUACAGUACCACUGCAUCGACACCAGGAGGAGGCUUUAGAUUAUUCUGCUAUCGACAGUAGCCUGUUCUGUAGCAUCUCUCCUCUGUGCAUGUAUUUGGGGCUUUGUUUUGAACUCAGAUGUUAUACCCUCUGAAGCUAGUGUACAAUCUUUGCCUUUAUUUUUCCCUGACUCACACACCAAAUACAAUAUGCUUGUGUGACAGCAUAGAGAGGCCAUAGAUUUUCUACUGAGCUGCAGUGGACCAGACAGUAUUAUUGCAACAAUGGCAACGUAUUUGCCUGUAUUUAUAGGUUGGUUAGUCUCAGCAGAUUUUUUCUCCUAAACCCUCAAUGGAGAUUAGGUCUUAUAUUUCUAUUUUCAAUACAUUAAAGUAAAAACUAUAAAAAAAACUUUUUUGCUGAACUCUACUGGAACCCCAAAUGCCUUUUGAUGGGGAGGCUAUUGAGCCAGUUCUGACAUGAUGUCAUCCACUUUGCUCACUUAAAUGUCUCUGAACAGAAUCCUCUUACUCCACACCAGCCUCCAUAAUAUGUUCUGGAAAUUAUGAGCAGUGGUGAUUCACAUGUUUAACCUCUCAGGCGAUGUCGACUCUACAGUCCUAGGCUCUGAUUGGUGGAUAUUUGUACCUGCUGCUUGAGACCAGGAGUGUGGGCAAGACUUUAACCUGAAAAAAAAUAUCCUUUUGUGAGGAAAAAAUAAAUCUAAUGCUUUGCUUCUAUAGUCAAUUGCGACUAAUUAAAAAUUCUGACUUCAAAUUAUUUCAGGAACAUAGCACAUAUCAGAUUACUGUUAACACCAAUAAGCAUUUUGAUAAUAGUGAUUAUUUGGUAAAAUCUGUAAACACAAAUAUUAGACAAAUUGAGUAAAUGAUGCAAAGUUUAAAAAAUAUUUUUGUCCUGAUAUCCAUAAUCUGUAGUACUAAAAUGUCAGCAUGAUGGUUAGUUUUGUUUGAAGUAAACCAAAAAAACAUGUCGAGCUUCCAGUAGGAGCAGAAAACACACUGAGUGAGUAGGAUUUUAUAGGCAGGACAGCCCUACCAAAAGAUGUAGGCAACUUUGUAAACCUGUCCUUAUUUCAUUAAGGUGCAAUACUAAAUCACUGUAAUGUCCCUUAAUGCCAGCAACUGAAGAUUCAAUGCAAAUUUAAAUCUUUUACAUUUACAGAAUCACAAGACUCUCAUUCUUCCGUGCCUUGUAGUGCUGGUUUAGAAAGGCUAUAUUUAGGCCGAGGAGGUUUUUUGAAUGGAUCCUAUUUUAAAUGCUCCAACGUUAUCCUUGUCGAUAAUAUGAAGGGCAGAGAGUGAAAGUUUAAAGAGGCCUUAAGAACAAAGUAAUGUGGAUGUUUCUUGGAGAACAUUUUUUUGUUUUUCUUUUUUCUCACUUCACACCAUUGUAAACAUGUACAAGAAUCUUUUUUGUGUUAAUUAUUUUGGCUCCAACAGUCUUUCCCUAUUUUAACUGUACAGAAGAUGUAAACCCAAAUAAAAUGUUUGCCGUAGUA
This is a messenger RNA of Acanthochromis polyacanthus (spiny chromis), 3583 nucleotides long. It is a transcript of the gene abhd5a, whose product is annotated as abhydrolase domain containing 5a. NCBI's taxonomy places the organism in Eukaryota, Metazoa, Chordata, Actinopteri, Pomacentridae. Gene Ontology annotation, biological process: positive regulation of triglyceride catabolic process; negative regulation of triglyceride storage. The record is from RefSeq and is a predicted model, not a curated record. The transcript has 9 exons. Gene Ontology annotation, cellular component: lipid droplet. Bases 105 to 1322 code for a protein of 405 amino acids.